Octopus bimaculoides (California two-spot octopus) is the source of this 2448-nucleotide messenger RNA. RefSeq names its product condensin complex subunit 3. NCBI's taxonomy places the organism in Eukaryota, Metazoa, Mollusca, Cephalopoda, Octopoda, Octopodidae. Gene Ontology annotation, biological process: mitotic chromosome condensation. The record is from RefSeq and is a predicted model, not a curated record. Gene Ontology annotation, cellular component: cytoplasm; condensed chromosome; condensin complex.
AUUUUUCAGUCCCACGAUUGUUCUUCACGAGCUAUUCGCUAUCGCUGUUGUCAAUUGACAAAUAAACUACUUGCUGGUUUGGGCGAUGUUAUGCUCGAUGAUGAGCUCUGUACAAAUAUAACCACCAUAAUGCUGGAACGGACAAAAGAUUCUAUACCUAUUAUCAGAGAACAAGCCAUAUAUGCUCUGGCUUGCUUACAGAACCCAGAGGAUGAGAACUGUCCCAUCAUUGAAGCCUACCUGUUUCAUUUGGAGAAUGAUUCUCAUGCUGCCGUGCGACGUGCUGUAGUUGGAUCUAUUGCACUGUUAAGCAAGACGUUACCAGCCAUUCUUGACAGAACUAAAGACUUAACUGAGUCUGUUCGGUGCCAAACGUUUUCCGUAUUGGCUGAGAAAGUCAAUAUCAGGGCAUUAUCUAUCUCACAGCGUCUAGACUUGGUAGACACGGGAUUAAUUGACAGAUCUACUACCGUGAAGAAGAUUUGUACCAGAAAAUUGUUUCAGUCUUGGCUUCAAAGUUGUGAUGGUAGCUUUCUUGAAUUACUCUACUCUCUUGAUGUAGUCACUAGUUUUAAGCAGUGUGAGAAGCUACUUUUGUCUCUCUUUGAACAAUAUUCUGCAGAAGAAUUAGUUAAAAACUUCACCUUUUUAUCAGAUGACUUACUGAUUAGUAAAGAAGAACUUGACUGUGAAAAAGUUGUCUACUGGAAGACUUUAUGUCAGUACCUGGACUCACUUGGUGUUGAUGGUGCAGACAGCUUAGAGAAAGUGUUACCAAACAGUAUUGUGUUUUGCGACUAUCUUAAGAGUUACCAUCUUGACAAUUCCAUUAAAUCCGAAACAAGAUCUGCUGAAGAUGAGUUAGAAUGUCAAUUCAUUGUAGAGCAAUUGAUAGGCAUGUUGAAAUUCAUGGAUUUGUCAGACAUUGCUGCAAGGAAUGCUGUGCAGACUUUGCUCCAUGAUGUUUUAGUGUCUGAUAAGAUCAACAAUUGUUGGAUUAGUACCAUUGUGGCAGAGUUACACGUACUGAAACCAGAUCGAAAGGAACUUAUGAACUACAUUUGUGACUUGGUCAGUGAAAUACAUGAGCCUGUUGUUUUGAUAUUGCAGAGCGUUAAUGAAGAUGAGAAACGAGCAAUUGAUCUGAAGAAUGAUCCGAAGACUCUGUUGAAGUGCCUAACAAUAAUUUGUGAAACACUGAUGUUGAAGAAUGUCUCUGUCAAAGAACUAACCAUUGAACUUCUGAAAGAGAGCAUUAUUCUUCCCUCCAUCCCAAAUGAAUGCGAUGAAGUGCGAAACCUUGGGCUCAAAUGUCUCGGAUUGUGUUGCUUGAAUAGUAAAGAAACAGCAGUACGACACCUGAAUAUUUUCUUAGAGGCGUGUCAUAUCGAAGUGGAAGUCGAUGCAGUGAAGGUGACUGCUCUGAAAGCAAUCUUUGAUAUUCUGCUAGUGUUUGGAAUUGAUCUGUUUGUGAAUUCUUCAAGCAGUGAAGAAGAUGGUGAAGCUAAUUCUUGUUCAGAGAUUAAUGAAACUGCAAAUAAUUUAGAGUCGAAUUUGGAAGAAAGCAAUCAAGAAAAAUCUGGAUCCAGUGUAAUGAUAGCACUACUCUGUAAACAGAUGGAUUCUGAGGUUUGUGAAGUCCAAACAGUUGCUGCAGAAGGUCUGGCGAAAUUAUUGCUUGCUGGUCGAAUAGUUGCCUCCAAAGUUCUUACUCGUCUAAUUCUUUUAUGGUUUAAUCCCCUCUCCGAAGAUAAUUAUUACUUGCGCUGCUGUCUAGGAACAUUUCUUCCAGUCUUUGCAUCAGACUCUGCUUUGAACCAGGAGCUAGUGGUUGACAGUUUUCUUCCAGUGGUUAAGACUUUAUGCAAUGCUCCAGCCUCCAGUCCCUUGUCCAAAGUAGACACUUCCAAAGUCUGUGAUCUGUUGAUUGAAUUAACCAGACCAGGAACAUUCUGUAAGGAAAAUUUAAACCACGACAAAAUUCUUCUCCAAGUGUGCAAUGAAAUUCUUUCCAAUCCAAACUCCUUCAGUGUUCGCCCGUUGAGCCGAGUAUUGAAUUAUCUGGAUCUAAAUCAAGAUAGUAUCACAAUGUUGAAAGAUCUUCACACACUAAUGUCAAAAAUACUCUCUGUCGUCAAAGACAAAAUGAGUUUGAAAGCCCUGGUGAAAUUCUCACAGCAAGUAGAGAAAGCUUUGUCUGCAUGUGAAGAAAAAAGUCGAGUUAACAGCAUCGGGCCUGAGUGUGAAACGCAGAAUGGUGACAAUAAUGAUUUGGCAUCUGAAUGUGGAACAAAAAGUAGCGACAGUAACAAUGCGGCCUCCAAGUGUGGAACAGAAACUGACAAUAAUACCGUCACAUCAGAGUGUGGAACAGAAACUGACGGUAAUACCGUCACAUCAGAGUGUGGAACAGAAACUGACGGUAAUACCGUCACAUCAGAGUGUGGA